Thrips palmi is the source of this 2767-nucleotide messenger RNA. RefSeq names its product guanosine-3',5'-bis(diphosphate) 3'-pyrophosphohydrolase MESH1 (gene Mesh1). The record is from RefSeq and is a predicted model, not a curated record. Gene Ontology annotation, molecular function: guanosine-3',5'-bis(diphosphate) 3'-diphosphatase activity. The transcript is spliced from 3 exons. Lineage: Eukaryota; Metazoa; Arthropoda; Insecta; Thysanoptera; Thripidae. Bases 86 to 628 code for a protein of 180 amino acids.
GGCAAGGUAUUACUGCUCCGGGUUCAAAGGGGCAAGUCAGUGAAGCAGUCUUUGGAAGUUCCUUGACUCUACUCAAAUUUUCGUCAUGAGUGAUUGCGUUGACAUUCUUGGAAUGCUUGUGAAGUGUUCAAACUUUGCCGCAGUAAAGCAUUCCACCCAGAGAAGGAAGGAUCCAGCAAAAACUCCGUACAUCAACCACCCAAUCGGUGUAGCAUAUAUUCUCACCGAAGAGGGUGGUGUGAGAGAUGCUUCUGUGAUUAUGGCUGCGAUUCUUCAUGACACAGUGGAAGAUACUGAUACUACACUGGAUGAAAUUAAAAAAGAGUUUGGGCACCAAAUUGCUGGUAUUGUUGCUGAAGUAACUGAUGACAAAGCCCUCCCUUAUGAUGAACGGAAACGCUUACAGAUUGUUCAUGCACCUACAUCUAGUCGGGAGGCAAAAUUAGUGAAACUGGCUGACAAAUUGUAUAAUCUUAGAGACCUUGAGAAGGCUACUCCAGAAGGAUGGUCAGACGAAAAAGUUGCUGAAUAUUUCAAGUGGUCAUCCAAAGUUGUUGAAGGACUUCGAGGAACAAAUCGCCAAUUAGAAGCAAGCUUGGAUGAGAUAUUCUCUCGUCAUGACUUAUAAGUGUGGUCUUCAAGGAAAUGAUAGCUUUGGACUGUAAUGUAAUUUAUCAAAAUAUUAACAUUUCUCUGAAGGCUUUAAAAUUUAAAAAAUAAUUCUACCAAACAAUUGACAAGUACAAAAAGAGAAGCUAAAAAUAAAAAAACUGAAGAGAAUGGUCUGAUAAUGUCUAUUUGAUACUAGCAAGUGGCAGUAAACAUACACAUCAAGUAGUUUGAAAUGUUUAUUAUUUCUGAAAACUGAUGGUGUAUAUCAGUAUGCAUUUAUGUACAAUACAAUGUUUGUCAUGGCACAAAAUUGCAGUCUUAUGGCUCUGGAAUGUAGAUUUUAAAACUGGUUCUGUAGUAUGGUUUGUUAUUAGCUACUGUAGUAAUGUUCAGUAUAGCAAAGUUUGACUGUCUUGCCCAGGAUAUUAUUUGCUGUUCUGGUCUUUGAAAGAUUUCAUAUAGUUGACAAGGGUUUCUGUUUCUUCAUAUGUGACUGCAUUGUAGAGAGAAGCUCUGAUGCCUCCAACCAACCUGUAAAACAAGGAACAGGUGAGCACAAAGGAGAAUGCCAAGGUUACAUGCAGUAUCGUGUCGAACAGUUACUGAUUCUUUAUGGCUUUACUACUUUUUUUAUUACCUGUGUCCUUUGAGCUGAAUCAUGCCGUUUGCUACUGCUCCCUUGAGGAAUGCGCUUUCCAAAGCGUCAUCUCCAUUUCCAUUUCCACCAACUCGGAAUGGCACAUUCAUGUGGCUACGGCAUGCAGGCUUUACAGUGCUGGUGUAGAAGCCAUUUGAAGAGUCAAUGAAAUUGUACAGGAGGCUGCUUUUCUUUUUAGCAGCAACUUCCAUUGCUUCAACUCCACCUCGUCUCUUGAUCCAUUCAAAUACUCUCCACAUAACGUAAAUUCUGGAAUAAAUUUGUAGUGCAGGUAUAGUUCUCGUCCUAAGAGUAAAGAAAUGCUGGGGCACUUGUAGAUGCAAUACAUACGCAAAGCAAGGAGGUGUAUUGUGAAGAGAGUUGUCCUUGGCAUUGAUGGUGAAGUCCAUGAUGAUGGGACAAAUUGGUAGAGGUGAUCCCAAGAGAUCCUCUCGAACAAUAACUAAUGUCACUCCUGAUGGUCCAAUAUUUUUCUGAGCUCCAGCAAAUACCACACCAAACUGCAUGGGCAAAGAAAAAUAAUUGUAGGUGCAUGUAGUUAUUUUAUCAAGAAAUCAUGAACUGCAGACUUAAAAGCAGGUAGUACCUUGGUGAUGUCAAACUUUCGAGACAUCAUGUUGGAAGACAUAUCAGCAACUAGAGGCACUCCUUUGGUAUCCGGGAUGUCAGGAAACUCAAUACCUGAAGAGAAGAUUUGCAAGUAUUGAUUUUGUUUGAACUAGAUACACUGGAAUAGCUAUCUGGUUCUUCUGAAAUGAACUUCAUACCAUGGACUGUUUCAUUGUCACAGUAGUAGACAUAAGAAGCCUCUGGGCUUAGCUUCCAUGAGGCAGCAGGAGGAAUUUCUGCAUAUUUAUCAGUUUUUGGUAAAACAAGAUUGACUUUUCCAUACUUGGCUGCUUCCUUUGCUGCCUUGGAUGACCAAGAUCCUUUAGAAAAACAAUGAUGAAAAUUAAAUUAGUUGCUUUAUCCACUGAUACAUUGACAGGAAAUACAAAACAAAGUGGAUGCUGUUGCAUCAUGUGUUUACCAGUUACUAUGUAAUCAGCUGAUCCAGUACGCCCCAUGAGAUUAAGAGCUACAGCUGCAAAAAGCCCAGUGCCACCUCCUUGUAAAAAUAUAACUUUGUAAUUUGAUGGAACAUUCCUGUUAAAAUAAAUUGAACAUAUUGAUAAUUGCUAAGCAUUGUACUUUGUGAAAAUUGCGGGGUUUGAAUAGUACUUACAGAAUGUCUCGUACUGCUUGCUGAGCCUGAUCAUUGAUGUUGCUGUAGUCUGGCGACCUGUGACUUAGCUCCAUAACACUUAUUCCAGAUGUGCCAUAGUGAACAAGCUCCUUCUGCACUUCCAGCAAAACCUGUAUGAUUUCAAAUCAAAUUAUUAGCUUGAUUGUUGUCUUCAAAUGCAUGUCUUAUAGUGUUUUUUUUUUUGAUCUUUAUCUCUUUUUGAAAAAUAUCGAAGAUUAGUAUACCACAAUAAACAGUUGCUGUUCACCUGA